UGUUUGUGUAUGGGGAGUGGUGACCUGAAUCACUGCUUUUCAUACAUGGAAACAAAAUGAAGGAAGGGAAGCUGGAUGCAAAUACAACAAGUUGGCACAAGGACAGACUGAUGAGGAAAGAAAAAAAGCAGAUAAAAAGAAGAAAGAGAAUGGUGGUGCAGAGUGAGAGUUUAUCAGUCCAGGACUCAGAGACUGAAAGAAACUGGGAGCCUGAGCAGGAGCAGCCAGUCCAGUGGCAGCAGUGGGACUUGGACUCAGAGCAGGUCCCUGCUGUUUUGAGUCCCACCUACAAGCAGCGCAACGAGGACUUCAGGAAGCUUUUCAAGCAGCUGCCAGAUACUGAGCGCCUCAUUGUGGACUAUUCAUGUGCUCUGCAGCGGGACAUCCUCCUGCAGGGACGGCUCUACCUCUCAGAGAACUGGAUUUGUUUCUAUAGCAACAUCUUCCGAUGGGAAACCCUGCUAAUGGUUCGAUUAAAGGACAUCUGCUCCAUGACCAAGGAAAAGACGGCUCGCCUCAUCCCCAACGCCAUCCAGCUGUGCACUGACAAUGAGAAGCAUUUUUUCACCUCAUUUGGGGCGAGGGACCGGACAUACAUGAUGAUGUUCAGACUGUGGCAGAACGCUCUCCUAGAAAAGCCAUUGUGUCCUAAAGAGCUGUGGCACUUUGUCCAUCAGUGUUACGGUAAUGAACUUGGCCUGACCAGUGAUGAUGAGGACUACGUCCCCCCUGAUGAAGACUUUAACACCAUGGGGUACUGUGAAGAGCUGCCUGUGGAGGACAGCAACGAGCACAACAAUGACACCAGCAACACCCUCGCCAAGAACACUGAAGGCAAGCCCGACAUCAGCCCUGUGCUGCCUCACAAAGCCUUCCCCAACAUCGCUCUGCCAGAGGUGACCAGCACCGACUCUCCAGUCCCUUAUGACCUGCCCCCUGUGGAGGAUGUAUCCAGCCCAGUCCCUGACACAGACCUCCUGACCGUCCCCAUGCCUGAGAGCCACAGCAGCCACAUCCUUUCACCUUCACUGGACCUCAAUGACAACGAGGAUCUGCCCACCGAGCUCAGUGACUCAUCAGAGACACAUGACGAAGGAGAGGUGCAGGCUUUCCACCAGGACCUGAGUGGCAGGCAAUACAUUAAUGGGGUGUACAAGUUCAGUGUGGACAAGAUGUAUGACUUACUCUUCACUGAGACUGAGUUCAUGAGGGACUUUCAGGAGCAGAGGCGGUUCUCAGAUGUGGUGUAUCAACCAUGGAAGAAAGAGCAGGAUGGGAACCAGACCAGAGAGAUCAUGUACACCAUUGCUCUGAAUAAUCCUCUGGCACCCAAGUCAGCCACAGUCACUGAAACACAGACUCAGUACAAGGCCAGCCAGGAGAAUGAGUGCUACAUUAUCGAUGCAGAGGUGAUCGCUCAUGACGUUCCCUACCACGACUAUUUCUACACGCUCAACCGCUACAUGCUCACCAGAGUGGCCAAGAGCAAAUGUCGCCUGAGGGUGUCAACAGAGCUUCGCUACAGGAAGCAGCCAUGGGGGAUUGUGAAGGGCUUCAUUGAGAGGAACUUUUGGAGUGGCUUGGACGAGUACUUCAGACACUUAGAGUUGGAGCUGACUAAAUUGGAUGUGGUGCUGAUGGAGGCCCACAGACUGUCACCCAAAACCAAGGCUCUAAAGAGGAGAAAAAAGAUGCUGGUCCAUCACCUGAGGCCGACAGAGAACAUGGAUGAAGCCUUGAGCCCUGUUACCACACCUGAGGAUGAGGAGGAUAUUCAUCACAUCAAACAUGUGGCAGGUUCCACACAGACCAGACACAUCCCAGAUGCUCCAGCAGGCCUUGCACUUUACAACUUCUCCAAACUGCUGCUUCUCAUCAGCCUUGUUCUGGUUCUGCUGGUAUUUCUCAAUGUGAUGCUGUUCUACAAGCUGUGGAUGCUGGAGUACGCCACACAGAGUCUCACUGCAGCACAGACAUUACGACCACAAGAAAGCAAAAUUCCUCAGACCCAGCUGGAGUGGGUGCAGCUCCUGGACUCCCAGCAGCGUUACCAUGACGACGAGCUACAAAAGUGGAAGGAGAUAAUCAAAUCAUCAGUGCUACUGCUCGAUGAGCUAAGAGACUCCCUUCUUGACCUCCAUAAAAGCAUCGGCCUCAGGGACUACAAUUCUGAGCCAGAGGAAGAGAGAAACCAGUAUCAAUGAUUGAUAAUCUCAAGGCGUACAGACAUGAUGUGCAAUAUUCAACCUACGUUUUUUGAGCCUGUGGAAAGAAUGUGGCCUUUUUGAAGGCGGAGAGAAGAGGAUGGAGUUCAGUCAGAGAGCUUUUCUGAGAAAGCAAC
Scomber japonicus (chub mackerel) is the source of this 2341-nucleotide messenger RNA. Its product is annotated as protein Aster-B-like. The coding region runs from base 57 to 2204 and encodes 715 amino acids. Gene Ontology annotation, molecular function: sterol transfer activity; sterol binding. The transcript has 17 exons. NCBI's taxonomy places the organism in Eukaryota, Metazoa, Chordata, Actinopteri, Scombriformes, Scombridae. Gene Ontology annotation, biological process: intracellular sterol transport. Gene Ontology annotation, cellular component: endoplasmic reticulum-plasma membrane contact site; plasma membrane; endoplasmic reticulum membrane. The record is from RefSeq and is a predicted model, not a curated record.